This is a messenger RNA of Molossus molossus (Pallas's mastiff bat), 1980 nucleotides long. RefSeq names its product glypican 1 (gene GPC1). Gene Ontology annotation, molecular function: fibroblast growth factor binding. NCBI's taxonomy places the organism in Eukaryota, Metazoa, Chordata, Mammalia, Chiroptera, Molossidae. The record is from RefSeq and is a predicted model, not a curated record. Gene Ontology annotation, cellular component: plasma membrane; cell surface; extracellular region. Gene Ontology annotation, biological process: negative regulation of fibroblast growth factor receptor signaling pathway; cell migration; regulation of protein localization to membrane. Bases 235 to 1911 code for a protein of 558 amino acids. The transcript is spliced from 9 exons.
GCCGAGCUGGGACUGCGCGCUCGCCCGCUGCGCUCUGGGCGGCUCGACCCAGCGGCCGGUCCUCGAGCCCCGCGCGCCCUGCGCCGCCGCCGGCUUUUGUUGUCUCCGCCGCCGUCUGCGGACCGCGAGCCGCGUGCCGGGACCUUGGCUCUGCCCUUCGCGGGCUGAGGCUGCGUGGACCCCGCCGGACCCGAGAGAGGCGCCGUGGGCGGCUGGGGGCGCCGCGGCCCCGCCAUGGAGCUCCGGGCCGGAGGCUGGUGGCUGCUGUGCGCGGCCGCCGCUUUGGCUUCUUGUGCCCGCGGGGACCCUGCCAGCAAGAGCCGGAGCUGCAGCGAAGUCCGCCAGGUCUAUGGCGCUAAGGGCUUCAGCCUGAGCGACGUGCCCCAGGCGGAGAUCUCGGGUGAGCACCUGCGGAUCUGCCCCCAGGGCUACACCUGCUGCACCAGCGAGAUGGAGGAGAACCUGGCCAACCGCAGUCGCGCCGAGCUGGAGACUGCGCUCCUGGACAGCAGCCGUGUGCUGCAGGCCACGCUGGCCGCCCAGCUGCGUGGCUUCGAUGACCACUUCCAGCAGCUGCUGAACGACUCGGAGCGGACGCUGCAGGACACCUUCCCUGGCGCCUUCGGGGAGCUGUACGAGCAGAACGCCAAGGCCUUCCGGGACCUGUACGCGGAGCUGCGCCUCUACUACCGCGGGGGCAGCCUGCACCUGGAGGAGACGCUGGCCGAGUUCUGGGCGCGCCUGCUCGAGCGCCUCUUCAAGCAGCUGCACCCGCAGCUGCUGCUGCCCGAGGACUACCUGGACUGCCUGGGCAAGCAGGCCGAGCCCCUGCGGCCCUUCGGGGACGCCCCCCGCAAGCUGCGCCUGCGAGCCACCCGCGCCUUCGUGGCCACCCGUGCCUUCGUCCAGGGCCUGGGCGUGGCUGGCGACGUGGUCCGGAAGGUGGCCCAGGUGCCCCUGGGCCCCGAGUGCUCGCGGGCCGUCAUGAAGCUGCUGUACUGCGCCCACUGCCUGGGGGUCCCCGGCGCCCCGCCCUGCCCCGACUACUGCCGCAACGUGCUCAAGGGCUGCCUGGCCAACCAGGCCGACCUGGACGCCGAGUGGAGGAACCUGCUGGACUCCAUGGUGCUCAUCACCGACAAGUUCUGGGGCCCCGAGGGCGCGGAGAACGUCAUCGGCAGCGUGCACCUGUGGCUGGCAGAGGCGGUCAGCACCCUCCAGGACAACAGGGAUGCGUUCAUGGCCAAGGUCAUCCAGGGCUGCGGGAACCCCAGGGUGAACCCGCACAGCCCCGGGUCUGAGGAGAGGCGGCCGCGGGGCAAGCUGGCUCUGCAGGAGAAGCCGCCCACGGGCGAACUGGAGAAGCUGGUGUCCGAGGCCAAAGCCCAGCUCCGCGACGCCCAGGACUUCUGGGUCAGCCUCCCGGGGACCCUGUGCAGCGAGAAGAUGGCCAUGAGCGCUGCCAGCGAUGACCGCUGCUGGAACGGGAUGGCCAAGGGCCGGUAUCUCCCCGAGGUGAUGGGCGACGGCCUGGCCAACCAGAUCAACAACCCCGAGGUGGAGGUGGACAUCACCAAGCCCGACAUGGCCAUCCGCCAGCAGAUCAUGCAGCUGAAGAUCACCACCAACCGGCUGCGCAGCGCCUACAACGGGGAGGACGCGGACUUCCAGGACGCCAGUGACGACGGCAGCGGCUCAGGCAGCGGGGACGGCUGCCCAGAAGACGUCUGCGGCCACAGGGUCAACAAGAAGAACCCCAGCUCGCGGACGUCCCUGACCCACGCUCUCCCGGGCCUGUCGGAGCGGGAGGGCCCGAAGACUGCGGCUGCGGGCUGCCCCCAGCCCUGCCCCGCCCUCCUGGUCGUCCUGCUCACCCUGGUGCUCUCCGCGGCCAGGCCCCGGUGGCGGUAACUGCUCCCGGACCCGGGACCGAGGCCAAGGACUGACUUUGCCAAAACACAAGCAGACGCUAUUUAACUC